AUGGAUCAUGAUGAAUUAGAUAAAACUUUAUCCGAUGUUAAUAAGCUUUGUGAAUUAAUUCAAAAACUUAAUCAAGAAAAUGAAAAAAAAGAAAAAUCUUUAAAGUAUCAAAAAAAACAUAAAGGAAGUCUAUCUACAUUGUGCAUUAAUGUUAAUAAACAUUAUAAAAAAUUUGAUGAACUAAAAAACCAUUUACCUGCUAUACCUAAUUCAGAUGAUGUUGUGAUGAUAUCUG
Molecule: messenger RNA, 235 nt
Organism: Cetraspora pellucida
Lineage: Eukaryota; Fungi; Glomeromycota; Glomeromycetes; Diversisporales; Gigasporaceae
Source: the annotation of a GenBank genome assembly